AUGACUUCAACUACGAUAUAUGAUCCUACAAUAAGGACCCCUCCAUCUCUCUUUCCUCUCCUUACCCCUCAGCACCAACACCGGAGACGACAUUUUUACCUAUGUGGUGACGAAACACUAUCAUGGGAAUCCGAAUGGUACACCGCAUCUUUCUUUACUGGUGCAAGAGCUUCGUACGAUUCUGCAGCUUCAACUGGACCUGUACAACCUCCAACAGGGAUCUAUCAGAAUGUUCCACAGUGCGCUGCUAUACUCUCUUCGCAACUUGCUAAAGCUUCCAGUGGUGCUUUGUCAGCUGCUUCAGCUUCAGGGGCAACAAUAACGGAAGGAACACAAGUCAUCACUACUAUCGCGGUAUCGACUUUCACAUCGGAUGGGAGUACAUUCGCUUCUUCUGUUUUACGAACAACGACCAUACCCAUCACAACUUCUCCGACCGCCACACAGACCUUCUCAGCCUCGGAAGAAGCUACCAUCACGCCUACCGCUCCAGCCAGUGCAAUCACAGACCCCAGCUCUAUCAACACCUGUGCAGGAGAUUGGGAUUGGCAAGGAUGGGCAGUAGUAGCUGGAUUAGGAUCAGGACUGAUAAUAGGUGGAAUCAUGUGGUUGAUCUGGUUGAUGUUGAGAAGCAAAUUACCUGGUAUUUACGCUCCGAGGACAUGGGCUAUAUCUCAAGAAUUCCGACCUUCUCAAUGGACAUUUCUCACUUUCCUACUUCCUUUCCUGCAUCUUCCUUCAAACGCCUUGUCGGAAGGUGCAUCAACUUUAUCAGUACUCUUCGCAGGCCUCAAGCUUUCCGCUCUCGUAUCACUCCUUGCUCUAGGUGGGGUCCUACCGAUGAUCCUGGCUGGUGUACCAUGUCUUAGCGAAACUUCGCCCCAGAAUAAUUUGGGUGGCAGAUUAGGUACUUUGACGGAUUUAUCUUUACUUAGGUUAUUGAACGCUCUAGACCCUAGUCCAGACUCAGCAGCUACUUCAAAUACUCUUCGAUUGAUGUUCUCCUCCUCACCUUUGGGCUCCAUGGGCUCCAGAUCAUUAACUUCUACUAUUGCUCCUGCAAUAUCAUCGGCUAGAGUCAGGCUGAUAAUCGUCCUGGUGAUAUUGGCGGUUUUAGCUUGUGGAGGAGGAUUGUUCGUGAUUGCUAGAACGUACGCUUCACUGAUAAAGUUGAAGAAAAGCUUUGAGAAUAGGACGUGUCAGAAGAUGGAGAUGGUCUUCAUAUCUUCACACGAUGCCGCAGGAUGGAAAGGCAAAACUGAAGAAGGGGUCAGGAGAUUAUUGAGAGAUUGGUGUGCUAAGAUGAAAUCUAGUAAUGAAGAGAAAGAGGUGGAUGUACUUGGUGUAUUUGCUAUACCAGAUACCACCGACAUCAAGCAGAAAGUUGAAGAGCGAGAGAAAAUUCUAAUUGAAUUGGAAGUUGAAACGAGGGUGAACCAGAAUCUCAAUCCACCAAGAAUUCUUCGCCUGUCCGUCCAAUCCCUCCAGAUGAUUUCCUAG
This is a messenger RNA of Kwoniella mangroviensis CBS 8507, 1500 nucleotides long. RefSeq lists its product as uncharacterized. The transcript has 5 exons. NCBI's taxonomy places the organism in Eukaryota, Fungi, Basidiomycota, Tremellomycetes, Tremellales, Cryptococcaceae. The record is from RefSeq and is a predicted model, not a curated record. The coding region runs from base 1 to 1500 and encodes 499 amino acids.